AUGGAGUCAGACCCGGCGGCAUUGGGUGAGCUCCCAAUGGAGCCGUUAGGAAGCCGGCUCCCGGGGCAGAAGCAGCCGCAAGUCCCUGCGGAGGAGACGCGAUGGCCUGAGAGUCCCGAAAACAGCCCAAGUCUGGCCCGGGCCGUGAAGGAGGGGGCGGACGCGGGCCGGGACCUCUCGGACGAGAAGCAGCAGCCCCCGCCACUCCUCGCGCUCCAGCGGGUGCCGCCACUCAGCCUGGGCUACGGCGCCUUCCGCCGCCAGGGCUCCACCAGCCCCGAGCAGCCGUCGCCGGGCCCCGUCGCGGCCGAGCAGCCCCGCAACGGCGAGGCGUCGGGGGCCGAGCUGGUGCCCUCGGCAACGUCCGGAGAGUCGGCGUCCGGCACCUGGGCGCCCAUGGAACUGCAGGUGGAUGUGCGUGUGAAGCCCGUGGGCGCGGCCGGCGGCAGCCGCUCGCCCUCGCCCGCGCCCUCCACGCGCUUCCUCACGUUGCGGGUGCCUGAGUCCCCAGCCUUCUCCCGUCACGCCUCGUCGUCUCACCCGCUCCUGCCGCGGACCCCGUCCCCGGGCAGCACGUGGGUGCGCGGCGCGCCCUACGCCGCCGCCUGGGCCGAGCGCAGCCGCGAUGCCGAGGGCGGGGUUGACCCCGCGGAGGGGCUUGCGGGUCCCGGAGAGCCCCCCGCGGGCCGCUGCCGCUGCCGGGAGUUGGGGCCGGAGAAGGAGGGCUCUGCGCUGCUGCCCCGCGCGGAGACCGACGGUGAGAGGAAACUGUCCCGGGCGAUAACGCUCAUAGGACUGCCCUUAUACAUGAAAUCCCUGCGCUGGGCCCUGGCAGUUAUGGCGGUGCUCCUGGCGGUGUCCGCGGUCACCAUUGUGGUCCUCGCUUCUAGAGUAGGGGCCAGCUGCCGGCCAUGCCCCCAGGGCUGGAUGUGGUCUGAGGAACACUGUUACUACUUUGCUGUGGACGCUCAGACCUGGGAGGCUAGCCAGGCUUUCUGUUCAGCCCACCAUGCUACCUUGCCCCUGCUGAGCCACAUCCAGGACUUCCUGAGCCAGAACCAAGUCACCAAGUACACCUGGGUGGGGGCCCGGCGAAGCCCCCAGGGCUGGCACUGGAUCGACGGGGCCCCUCUGCCACCCCAGCUACUCCCAGAGGAAGACAAGGACAACUCAGACCCGAACUGUGGGAGCCUGGAGGAAGGCAAGCUGGUGGCUUUGGACUGUACCUCUCCAAGACCCUGGCUCUGUGCCAAGGGGGCCAAGUGAUUCAGGUUCUACCUGCCCUGAGCCUGUUGGGGAGUGUACACCCCACCACAGGGGAGGCCAUGUUGAGAGCCCGGGCAGCAGCUUCCCCGAAUGCAGGCUUCUGGGACUGCUUCCUGUGUACUCAAGGGGGCCUGCCUGGGUGAACCCAGGGAGCUGGGCUUCUGCUACGAGAAGGUUACAUCUGAGGGAAAGGAGAUGUUCUGUGGCCUCCAGUCUGAGCACCAAUUUUAGUGUCCAGUCUCUGGUUUGUUCAGUGAAUUUGAGGUGGGCUUUUUUUUUCUUUUUUCUUUUCUUUUAAAGCAUUUGCAAGUUUUGGUGUCUCCUCCAUUCUCUCCCUUAGCCGCUAAAAUGACGCACACACACACACACACACACACACACACCCUUUAAAUCAUAAAGGAAAAGAAAGGAUUAAUGAUCACAGUAGUUGAUUCCAAUCUGUGUUCAUUAGCUCUCACUGAAAUGAGUCUUCCAUUGUUUUGUUGCAAUGGGAUUUGGCAAUGAUAACAUCAUUACUAUAAAUUCCAUUUCCAGAUGGCUGGGCACACAGCUGACACAGCCGACCAACGGUCUCUGUGGAAGAGUAGCAAAUGGAAACAAGUCGUCAGCACCUAGGAGAAAAGGGGGUUUUCCCUCCCUGCCCUGAAAGUUGGCAGAACACUGGCAGAGAGCAAGGUUCUGUAUCAGGGAUCUGACAUAUAGGGCUGGUGUGAUGCCUGAGUCUGGGGAGAGGCAGGGAAGAAAGGGCCACUUGGGUGGAAGAGGGCAAGGAGUCACUCCAGGCUUGGUAAGGGUAGAUUACUGCAGAGCUUAGGGCCUGAGUGAGAAAUGAAAUUGGAGAAAUGAGGGGAAGGUUAGAGGCAGCUCUUCCACCACUCCUGUGGAGACAACCAGCCUGAAGGUGUGUCUGUGUUGGGGUUCGAGGAAGGGCCUUUCCAUUUGUCUGCUUAGGCUCCCUCAUAGCAUGGCAGUUGGAUUCCAAGAAGGAGCAUUCCCAAAGAGGUGACAGCAAAAGCUAGAUUUCUUAAGGCCUUGCCUCAGAAGUGACACAAUAUCACUUGUUCCACAUUUUAUUGAUGUAAACAAGUCACAGGUCCAGCCCACUUUCAAAGGGAGAGUAGAGAUUACACCUCUCAAUGGGAGGAAUAGCAAGACAUCUCUGGCCAUAUAUACCAACAAUUGGUAUGAAAAUAGAGGCAGACAUUUCUAUUCCUUUUGCUUUAAAAAAAAACCCAUCCUUUUAUCCACACACCAUACAGUCCAGCCAACGUGUAUAAUCAGUGACUCUCGGCAUAAUCACAGAGUUGUGCUUUCAUCACCCCAAUCAAUUUUGGAAGCCACUGAAGCCAGAAGCUGAAAGCAAUGAAACUUUGGGAGAGAAGGACCA
Messenger RNA from Choloepus didactylus (southern two-toed sloth), 2653 nucleotides. It is a transcript of the gene KLRG2, whose product is annotated as killer cell lectin like receptor G2. The transcript is spliced from 5 exons. NCBI's taxonomy places the organism in Eukaryota, Metazoa, Chordata, Mammalia, Pilosa, Megalonychidae. The record is from RefSeq and is a predicted model, not a curated record. The coding region runs from base 1 to 1266 and encodes 421 amino acids.